Phyllostomus discolor (pale spear-nosed bat) is the source of this 675-nucleotide messenger RNA. RefSeq names its product interferon-induced transmembrane protein 2-like. Lineage: Eukaryota; Metazoa; Chordata; Mammalia; Chiroptera; Phyllostomidae. The transcript is spliced from 3 exons. Gene Ontology annotation, cellular component: plasma membrane. The coding region runs from base 160 to 675 and encodes 171 amino acids. The record is from RefSeq and is a predicted model, not a curated record. Gene Ontology annotation, biological process: response to interferon-beta; negative regulation of viral genome replication; type I interferon-mediated signaling pathway.
AACCCUAGGAAAUAGACACUCCUGAGAAAUCAGAACUACCCCGGAAAGGGAGGGGCCUCGAGCUCUGUCCCAGCACCUAAAACCACGCUGCUCAGGGCUCUGCUUCAGGAAGCUUCCAGCUUCAUCCCUUGAGACCACACCUGCUCCCCAAAGCCAGAGAUGAUCAAGGAGGAACACGAGGUGGCCGUGCUGGGAGUGCCCCAGGGCCCAGGACCCGUGGUGUCCACCCUGGUCAACAUCCAGACAGAGCCCGCUGUGCACGACCACAUCACCUGGUCCCUGCUCAGCUCCAUCUACUUCAACUUCUGCUGCCUGGGCUUGGCGGCGUACUACCAGUCCAUAAAGUCCAGGGACCGGAAGAUGGUGGGCGACAUGACGGGUGCCCAGAGCUACGCGUCCACCGCCAAGUGCCUGAACGUCUGUGCCCUGAUAUUGAGCGUCAUUCUGUUCAUUUUUCAUUGUAAUUCACACGAGGAUCUUGGUGCGGAGAAGAUGCUGGGGGCGGCUCCCAGGACUCGGGGCUGUGGGCUGAGCCGUGGGGAGCCCAACGGACGGCACUCGGCCCCUUCGGACGGGCCUGCACUGCGCCUGCGUGAAGCCGCAGGCGCCGCGCAAUUUUCCCAAAGCUCCGGAGCGCGGCUGGUCUGCGGGCCGCCCCAGAAGUGUCCGGCCUAG